GCAUUUCCACACUCACAGAGUCAUUAGACAUGACAGACCAGAUGCCAUUGAACCCGUACCUUGCUCAUCUUGAAAAUGAAAGAAGUUGCAAUUCUGGCCAACGGGGUAGAAGGAGACCAGCUUUCGCGCCGCGAGAAGCUCUUGGAGGCGCUUCACGACCCAUGCUGGUCCCGGACGCUACACUCCGACACCAGAAUCCGUCGAACGUGACCGAAAAGAUCAAGCAGUCAAAUGCUAAAAACAUUUUUCCUGCGCCAAAGCGUCGGCCGCUACAUUCGCUUGGCAACUACGCGCACUAUUACUCAAAACGUGUCGGCCCUCUUGCGCGUGUGGAUCCGCGGUUAAGCUGGUUUGAGAAAUCCUGGUUCGCGGGAAAGAAGGUGUUGGAUGUUGGCUGUAACGCGGGCUUUCUUACCAUUGCCCUGGGAAUGUUCUUCUCGCCAGCUUUUGUGGAGGGGGUGGACAUAGAUCCAGGCCUGGUGAGGAAGGCGAGGAUGAACCUCGCGCAAAGAGCUUCACUUGUUCAACCCGUGUCAGGAGACCACGGGCUGUCAGUUGAGACACGAGCAGAGGGUCAGAUGCAGAUCGACCAAGUCGCUCAGUCGAGUUCAUUAGAUCCCAUGGACAUCGAUCAGGUUAACCUACCCAUGUCAAUGGAUCUUGAGUAUUUCCCGAAAAGUUGUCUGCUACAAUUGGGAAGUCUUCCAAUCAUCGCAGCACCACCCGAAUCUUGGUCUUUGCAACCCUUUCCUUUAAAUGUCCGGUUCCGCUGCGGUGACUGGUUGCAUGAGCCGAAUCCAUCGAACACAGACUUGAAAUACGACGUUAUCUUAGCACUCUCAGUGACCAAAUGGAUACACCUUAAUCACGGGGAUGACGGCAUCAAACUCUUCUUCCAGCGAUGUUUUCAUUCAUUAAAUUCCGGAGGUCUUCUUCUUUUGGAACCGCAGCCCUUUGACUCAUAUAGGAAGCGUGGCCUCAUACUGAGCGAUGAAAUGCGUAACAACUAUCGCAACAUAACCUUGAAGCCUGAGGACUUCGAGAAAUAUCUCGUUGAACGCGUCAACUUUCGGAGGGUCGAUCACGUUGUAGCGUCCACUAUGAAUGGUACCAAAGGGUUUUGUCGUCCCCUAUUACUUUGCAUCAAAUAGCAGAACUUUCUGCUCCCAGAGCGUCGCAGAUCGUCAUGUUCGCAAUUGAAUAUUUUCAUCACAAAUUUAUCCCCGAUAUGGUGACCCAAAUAAGAGUGCAGUCUCUAGAUUCUAUCUACAGUAAGGUAUCUACAUGAAAUCCAGUUCCAAAAAGGUAUGUCAUAUCACAAAAUCGAGUGCCGUUUCUCUCUGGCUACGCUCACCGCCGUCUGAUGGAAGGCAGGGGUGGAUAUGGA
Messenger RNA from Spizellomyces punctatus DAOM BR117, 1387 nucleotides. RefSeq lists its product as uncharacterized. NCBI's taxonomy places the organism in Eukaryota, Fungi, Chytridiomycota, Chytridiomycetes, Spizellomycetales, Spizellomycetaceae. Gene Ontology annotation, biological process: snRNA modification. The record is from RefSeq and is a predicted model, not a curated record. Gene Ontology annotation, molecular function: snRNA binding; RNA methyltransferase activity; O-methyltransferase activity. The transcript has a single exon. Bases 30 to 1151 code for a protein of 373 amino acids.